Molecule: messenger RNA, 589 nt
Organism: Phycomyces blakesleeanus NRRL 1555(-)
Lineage: Eukaryota; Fungi; Mucoromycota; Mucoromycetes; Mucorales; Phycomycetaceae
Exons: 2
Coding region: 80-277 (65 amino acids)
Biological process (GO): ceramide biosynthetic process
Cellular component (GO): serine palmitoyltransferase complex
Molecular function (GO): serine C-palmitoyltransferase activity
Source: RefSeq, a predicted model, not a curated record
GCUAUCUACAUAUUCACUUUCCUACUCAAAAUUUAAAUUAAUCAUAUAAAUAUAUAUAUAUAUAUAAUAAAUAACAAUAAUGGCAACAGAAUCCAAGGGUGGUCUGUCUGACUAUGUGUCUACCAAGAUCUAUCAGUAUGAACUCCAGACAGCUCUUUACAUGUUGGAACCCUGGGAAAAGGCCUUGUUCAACACUCUCUUGUUGAGCAUCGUUUCCCUCUCUGCUGUCACAUUGUAUCAGUACACUCCACUGGUCUUUAACAAGCUGAUGACUUAAAAAAAAAGAAGACAUUCUUCUAAAGUUCCUUUAUCUCUAUCACUUUCUUACAUUCACACACACACUCACGCACAUACUAGACUCUUACACAUAAACAUGCGAGCUGUCUGUUUGUGUUCGUCUGUGCAUGUGUUUAAUCUCAUCAUGUCAUUCCUCCUCUUUACCAUCUCCACAAUACACACACCCACACAUAUAUAUUUUGUCUAGACUUUUGCAGUCCUAUUAAUUUCAACAACAAAAAAUCAAAAAUUCAAACACUUAAUACAAUUAUACUUUAUCUCUUUUUCUUAUAUAUACAUAAAAUAUUGUUAC